Messenger RNA from Trichoderma citrinoviride, 438 nucleotides. Its product is annotated as L-Aspartase-like protein. Gene Ontology annotation, cellular component: tricarboxylic acid cycle heteromeric enzyme complex; mitochondrion. Gene Ontology annotation, biological process: tricarboxylic acid cycle; malate metabolic process; fumarate metabolic process. Gene Ontology annotation, molecular function: fumarate hydratase activity. The record is from RefSeq and is a predicted model, not a curated record. The transcript has 2 exons. The coding region runs from base 1 to 438 and encodes 145 amino acids. NCBI's taxonomy places the organism in Eukaryota, Fungi, Ascomycota, Sordariomycetes, Hypocreales, Hypocreaceae.
AUGCCCGGCAAGGUCAACCCCACGCAGUGCGAGGCCCUGACCAUGGUGUGCGCCCAGGUCAUGGGCAACAACGUCGCCACGACCAUUGGCGGCAUGAACGGCCAGUUCGAGCUCAACGUGUACAAGCCGCUCAUGAUCCGCAACCUGCUGCACAGCUCGCGCAUCCUCGCCGACGGAAUGCGCUCGUUUGAGGAGCACCUGGUCAAGGGCCUGCAGGCCAACGAGGAGAAGAUUGCUAGCAUCAUGAAGGAAUCGCUCAUGCUGGUGACGUGCCUCAACCCCAAGAUUGGCUACGACAUGGCCAGCAAGGUUGCCAAGAACGCGCACAAGAAGGGCUUGACGCUCAAGCAGAGUGCCAUGGAGCUCCAAGCGCUUACGGAGCAGGAGUUUGACGAACUCGUCAAGCCGGAGCUCAUGGUGAAGCCCAAGAGCGUGUAG